Molecule: messenger RNA, 894 nt
Organism: Maudiozyma barnettii
Lineage: Eukaryota; Fungi; Ascomycota; Saccharomycetes; Saccharomycetales; Saccharomycetaceae
Exons: 1
Coding region: 1-894 (297 amino acids)
Source: RefSeq, a predicted model, not a curated record
AUGGUUGACCCCAGUAAAUCUGGUAAAGAUAAGGUUAGAUCCAACACAUUUCAUCAUUUCAAAAAGAUACAAGGGGAAGAAAAUCAUGAGAGAAAUCAAAUAACAUUCAGUAGUACUGGAGGUGUACCAAUAGUAUUUCACAAAUUUGCGCAGGAUUUUUCUGGAGGAGUUAUACGGAAGGAUGUUGUUGAAAUUUUAUCUGGAAAUAAACAACCAAAAGAAAAGAUGGAUAAUCAGAAACAAGUUUUGGUAAAGAAUGGCUUACAUAAGAAGGUGACUCCCGAAUAUAGUAAUAUAAUAAGUGAAAAUGAUAAUUCAUUGGUCAUCAAGCUUGAUCCACGUUAUAAUCCUAAUUUGAAAUCGAAUAGAAUUAAACACCAACCCCUGAUACGCCAACAUACAGAUGUCAAUAAGAAUAGCAAUAAGAAUAAGAAUAUCUUUAAGUUUUCCGAUAGCGAAAUAAAUCAAAACCCAUCGAAUAAAAAUAAAGUUAAAAAGGUAUCUUUUGUUAAUAAUGUGGGCAAACUUAGUGAUAAGACUCAGCACCGAAUAUUCAUCAGUGAGGGAAUAAGUACAGUAUCUGUUGAAGAAUUACCUUCUAUGCGAUCUGCUCUUGUCAACACACGAGCUGAAAAGGGUGAUUCUGAUAUUGCUAGGGUUUAUAAGGAUGAGAAAUGCAAACUAUCUUCUGGUCAUGCUCAUAAGCUGGUAAAAUCUAAGGUAGCUUUACACGAAUUUGAGAGCACUGGUUCAGAUAAGGAUGGAAAUCCAAAUUUGACAGGGAAAUUUAUUGCAGAUUCAAAGAUUAAACUGAAUAAAUUCCAACUUAAGCCACCGAUAAUAAAUGGAUAUUCCACAUUUACCUUCAAGGUUAAUUUGAAGGAUCAAAAAUAG